AUGUUAGAACAAACUUCAACCAAUUCAAUAAUUAUUAUAAUGCCUCGAACAUGUGCCAUAGAAAAAUGUAAACAUAAAUCACGUUCAAUAUGUCCAUGUUGUAAUAAAAAUCUUUGUCAUAAUCAUUUAAAAGAACAUGAUGAUUUAAAUAAUCCUCAAUUAAAUCCUUUAAUUAAUCAAUUUAAUAUAUUAGAUGAACAACUUAAAUCAUCAAAUACAGACAAAUUAAUUGGUGAUUGUCGUCAAAAACUUAUUCAAUGGCGUGAUAAUUGUCAUAAAAUGAUUAAUCAAUUAUAUGAACAAAAAAUUCAUGAACUUGAUCAACGUUGUUUACAAAAACUUGAUGAACAACGAACACAAUUAAAUCUAAUACGUUCAAAAAUGACUGAACUCACACGUCAACAAGAAAAUAAUCAAAAACAUAUAGAUUCAACAACAUUAACUAUUCGUCAUAUUCAUGAAGAGAUAAAAGCUAUUGAAAAUACACAUUUACAACUCGAUAUUCGUCCAUUAACAAUAGAUGAUAGUUUUAUUUUUAUUGAAGAAUUUGAACCAAAUAAAUGUAAUUUAGUAAAUCUUACAACACCUUAUCGAACAAUUGAUUGUUCAGAUCGACAUCCAAAUUUAUGUUUAAUUAAUCAAAAAUUUGAAAUAAUAAAACAAUGUCCAUGGAAAUUUGAUUUUAUUCGUGAUAUGUGUUGGUCAUCAACAUUAAAUUGUUUUAUUGUAAUAACAAGAAGUCGUGAAAUUUAUCUUGUUAAUGAAAAAACUUUAGCAACAGAACUUAUUCAAACAAUUGAAGAACAAGAUUGGUCAUCUUGUACAUGUUCUGAUACAUCUUUUUAUUUAACUGCACGUCGAGAAGGAACAAAUAUUUAUGAAUUUAAUCUUUUAUCUUCAUUUACUUUAAUAAAACGAUGGAAACCUCCACAUUCAUGUAAACAAUAUGAAGUUAUACUUAAUACUGCAUAUAAAAAUAAAACACUUGCUUUAGUUAUUUCACAUUGUUCAACUAGUAUAGUACAUUUCGAACUUCGUUCAUCAAUAACACUCGAUCGACUUUGGUCAAUUGAACUUAAUAUUUCACAUAGAAUUGGUCAACCAUUAAUACGUUGUUCUUCAUUGAAAUGUGAUGAAUGGCUUGUUGUAGAUAACAAUACUUCACAACUAUUUCAUAUUAGAAAAGAUGGACAAAUUAAAUCUGUAUAUCCAUGUAAUCCAUCACCUUGGAAUGCUGUUAUGUUUGGUUCUAAUCUAUUGGCUAUACGAACUAAAAACAGUGUCAAUUUUCAUAAAUUAUAA
Messenger RNA from Rotaria sordida, 1302 nucleotides. The record is from the annotation of a GenBank genome assembly. NCBI's taxonomy places the organism in Eukaryota, Metazoa, Rotifera, Eurotatoria, Philodinida, Philodinidae.